AUGCAUAAAUUUUUCAAGGGCGAUUUUUUCAACUUUGAGUACCUUCGCCUGCUCGCUAUGGCCCCCCAUGAGGGGGCCGAGAUAGGCGAAGCUCUCGAGGCAGCGGGCAGGAUCCGCGAUGGUGACCCAGAAAGUUGGUAUAGUGCCUUCUUAGAUAUUGGCAACGUGGCUGAGCGGAUUGGUCGAGAGUGCGAAGAAGCGGGCGACCGGGCCGGCGCUCGGCGUGGUUACCUGCGGUCGUCAAACUACCUCCGCGCCGCUCAGUUCAUGCUGAAUGAUGGGCCAAUCGGUCAUGAUCCUCGUGUCCUGCCGACUAUUGAGCGCGCCAUAGCCAACUUCCGCAAGGGUAUUAAAUACCGCGACGGGGCCACUUUCUUCCUCGACAUCCCUUAUGAGAAGGGGGCCCAACUGCCAGGCUAUCUUUACAUGCCAGAAGCCUCCAAGCGGCUCCCCGGGCAGAAGGUGCCAGUCUUGAUCAACUCGGGCGGUGGCGACUCGACGCAGGAGGAAAUCUACUUUAUCAACGGCGCUUAUGGCCCUGAGGUGGGCUACGCGGUGCUCACUUUCGAAGGGCCAGGUCAAGGCAUCGUCCUCCGCCGUGACAAGCUCAUUAUGCGGCCAGACUGGGAAGCAGUAACGGGUAGGGUACUGGACCACCUACACGCCUUUGCCGCAGCACACCCUGAGCUCGACCUGGACUUGGACCACGUGGCGAUCGUGGGAGCAUCUAUGGGCGGCUACUUCGCUCUGCGCGGUGCUGCCGAUCCUCGCAUUGGUGCGGCCAUCUGCGUGGACAGUUUUUAUGAUCUGGGGAUGUAUGCAGGCGGGCGCAUGCCAGCUCCGUUGUUUAACGGCUUCAUGAGCGGCAGGAUUCCCGACUGGUUGUUUGAUGGCUUCCUGCGAGUCUUGCAGAGUCUCUCAUUUCAGGCGCGAUGGGAAUUCAACCACAUGCGCUGGGUCACCGGCGAAACCUCCGAAGCCGCUAUCAUGCGCGCCUGUCUACCAUUUACGCUGCAGAAGGCAGAUGGCACCGAAUACCUCGCCGAUGUUAAGUGUCCAACUCUGGUGACUGGUGCGGCCGCCAGUUGGUACUAUGACCCCACGACUACAACGGACAAACUCUAUGACUCGUUGCAGAGUCUUAAGCCCGAAGUUGAGAAGGAGAAGUGGGUAGCAAGCGAGAUAUCGCUUGGAGGGCUGCAAGCUAAGGUCGGGGCUUUCGCUUACUCCGCGCAGCGAACAUUCCAUUGGCUGGACAAGGUGUGGGAAAUCAAGCGAGAGGAAUUAGUCCAGUCGUAA
Neoarthrinium moseri is the source of this 1299-nucleotide messenger RNA. RefSeq lists its product as uncharacterized. The transcript has a single exon. The record is from RefSeq and is a predicted model, not a curated record. The coding region runs from base 1 to 1299 and encodes 432 amino acids. Lineage: Eukaryota; Fungi; Ascomycota; Sordariomycetes; Amphisphaeriales; Apiosporaceae.